GGCAGAGGCAGCUGUGGAGGAGGCAGUCACGAUGAUGCAUGCCAUCUGGCACACCAGGGAAAUUCAAACCUAGCAACAAUCUCGUUGAAGCCUGACAAAAUUGUAACUGCGUCCACACUGAAAAGCUAUACAUAUUUAAGCGAUUAAAUGAUCAUUCACGCUCCGACCACCGACUGCAGCCGAGGUAUAAGAGUGGACAGCCCCUAAGGAAAAUAUCGGCUCAGAAUUCUGGUCAAAAAACAUUCACUUAAUCAGGGCGCAGGAGAUUUCCCUGACAGGGUGACUUCUUUGCAACUUAGAUGAAGCCCAUCGUGGCGAAUCAGCCAAGUUAAUCAGUCAAGUUUUGUACUGUAUUCGCUUGGAAGCUCUUGAAGGUAGUUGUACCCACAAUAGGAUGAUCUGAGGACGCUCGGGCUCCUGAAGUUUUCUGUACAAGUCAAUCGCUUGAAAGGGGUAUAUUCGAAAGAACCUUCAAGUGCAUCGUGCGUUUAUCAUUGUUCACACAGAAGGCAGUCCGUAACAAUGGCGGCAGAACAGUGCGCAACAACCGCUCUUUUCCUUCUGAUUUCAAUCUGUACAACGGGUAUAGAGGCUGCGACUCCUUCCAUAGUGCAAUCUCCUGCUUCAGUUCAUAUAUUCGAAGGUGGCAGUGUGACUUUGAAUUGCACCUUUCGCUUAACAGGGUUGGGAACCUACAGCUGGAGAAGGGAUGACAGUCCCAUAGACUUUCAAUCUCCGAGAUAUAAGAAAAGAAUUAUGAAAGCGGACCAUGAUGCUUUCAGUUCGAGGAAGGAUGCAUCCAUUCAAAUUAAGAAUAUGACACAAUGCGAAUCUGGUACUUAUUACUGUGAGAUUGAAAUAAUGGGGAAACAGAAGCUUACAGGCAUUGGAACUUUGGUUACCGUACAGCAUACUUGUGACAAACUAGGCUCUUUAAAAACACAUCCAUUGGAUUGGAUGUGGGUUGCAGUGGCAGGGGGAGUCACGUUGCUGUUUACUCUGGCACUGCUGGUGGUGAUAAUAGUUCUUGCUCGACGAAACAAAGCUUACGCUUUACUUGUCAGGGAAUGUUCUUCUUUGAAUUCCGCAAAAGAACUGGAAUUGCCACAGAGAAACAAAGUGCGAAAUCAUGCCGAACAUGAGCAUGAAGUUGCUUACUCUCACUGUCGUGAUAAGGAAGGUAAGACGAAGAAAAACCGCCCGCCACUGCCAAAGAGGACCAUGCAGUAAACCUCCACAUCGCUUGAUUAUUGUCGUGUAUCUAUUUCACCAGCAGACCUUAUCAAAAUAACUGUAAGAUUAAAAAGAAUAAGACUUUCAACUUUUCAAGUGUUUUUUGGAACUAGUUUUUGAUCAAUGAUGUGCAAUACACGUUGUGUGAAAUUUUAAAUAUGUGACAUUGUUCCUUUUCCAACUAGACCCUGUCUUGAAUUUGCUGUUACCGUUGGGUAGCCUAUUGUCAGCAAUUAGUUAUAUAAUUCGAAAAACAAUGAAAAGCUGCAUUCAAUUGAAAUGCUUUCCAAAAGUAAACAAAUACUUUUCGUGCCUAAUGGCACAUGAGGCAGACAACUCACACAUAGCCAGGUUUACCUGGAGCAGGUCACGGGUCUAUAGCCUGAAGGGAGCCAAUCCUCAUCAAGCAUGGCUGACCAGGAGACUCUCCUGCUUUUGACCUCUACCAUGUACAUCGGAAGGGUUUAUAAUGAUCAAUCUGUAAGGCUAGGUUAUUAAUGCACUUUCCAUGGUCAUCAACUCCUGGGUUCGGACUCGCACCUGGAGCUUUUGGCUCAGAGAGAGGGAUGCUAUUCACCGUGCCACAAGAUCUCCCCAGUUAUUUUAUUUAUUCCAGCUUUCUUAAUUGCAUUUUAUCGAUGCCCCUGUGUUCUUUGCUUCUAUGAGUUUGUCUUGUUACCUUUAUGUUGCAAGUGCACUUUAAGCUUUAUUUUUUCUCCUUGUACCAUCAUGUUUUCACAUACUCGUUAGUGGCCUAGCUUGUAGUUUAAAAUAAUUCCUCCUCAGAACCUUAGAACUGAGACCCUUCUCGAUUUUCUCAUUUCACCUAAACUCCGGCCAGCCAAAGACUAAAAACCCUUUAAAAAACACUUAAGCGUGGCACCAACUAAACACUUUUACUUGACUUUGUUCAACCACUGUAGUGUUCUGCACUGCGGGUUUUAGACCUACACUUAGGCUUCCCACAAAUAUGUAUAUUUUGUUACAUAAUUGCUGCUUUAAGGUCGCAUAGGAGGCAUUAUUCACAGACAGCCCACAGAUUGGUAUCCAAGGGUUUGCAAUUCAGACAGUUGUUGACUGGAGAAAGCGCUCCAUAGCUCAACCUUUUACAAUGAAGACACCGAUAAUGCCACACCAAACUCGGGAAAAGUGUUCCAGACAGCACGUUGCCUCUGACUAGCAGUUGAAAUCAUUAAGUACAAUAGUAACAAACAGAACUGAAAGGAAUGCACGUGUGACCAAAUAUCUCACUGUAUAUCCAACAGAAAUUUCUAGACACUUCAGUAAUACAUAAAAGAGGAAAUAAAAUCAUUAGGAUAUGUAAUAUAAUGUAUGUUAUUAAGGCGGAUAUUCAGGUAUUUACUGAAAAAAUGUCAGAUUUUUUUGUUACUUUCCUGUUAUUUUAAAAAUAUUUCCCCUUUUAGACAUUAAAUGUAUCAUUUUCUAGAAUUUUGUUUCUCCAUUUAGGUGCAUGUCUUUCUGGAGAUCAAAUGUUUGAUUACUAAUCUGUACUACUUUAUAAGUAAACCUCCUAUUUUGCAACGAAAAUUUGCACGAUUAGAGAUAUGCGACUGAAAUGCAAGCUUAAUUAUAUGAAGCAAUUACACAGUGGCACAUUAUGUGCCAUUCUAGCUCUUUAAUAAAAGCGCAUUUCAGG
Molecule: messenger RNA, 2890 nt
Organism: Carcharodon carcharias (great white shark)
Lineage: Eukaryota; Metazoa; Chordata; Chondrichthyes; Lamniformes; Lamnidae
Product: myelin protein zero-like protein 1
Exons: 8
Coding region: 523-1230 (235 amino acids)
Biological process (GO): positive regulation of natural killer cell mediated cytotoxicity; immune response-activating cell surface receptor signaling pathway
Source: RefSeq, a predicted model, not a curated record